AUGGCGAAGAUCACGAGUUUUAUGCGAGUUACCAAGCAGCCCAAGGCGCAUGGGAAGAAGGUGGACGCCGAGGACGAGACGGGGGUGCACAUUCCCACCUUCAUCUACGAGACGGUCAAGUACAAACACAAACACCAGAAGCACGAGGUGUCCCCGGAGCUCAACGACGUUAUCCUGUACAUCAAGCAAUACUACGACGUUCCGAAGGAUUUCGAGCGGAAUGCCAAGUUUGGGGCGUAUAGCGGGUUGACGUACGGGAAGCGCCUUGCGCGGGCGUACUCCAUGGGGCAGUUGUCCCUGAAGAAAGCGGUGAAAGGUGAAGCGGCUCCGCAGCCGAUCUGCUUGACGUGCGCAACCGUUGGGCACACUUACAAGUGCUGCCCCGAUGGGUUUUGA
Messenger RNA from Phytophthora sojae, 396 nucleotides. RefSeq lists its product as hypothetical. Lineage: Eukaryota; Oomycota; Peronosporomycetes; Peronosporales; Peronosporaceae. The coding region runs from base 1 to 396 and encodes 131 amino acids. The transcript has 5 exons. The record is from RefSeq and is a predicted model, not a curated record.